AUGAAAUUAAAUGAGCAACAGAAGCAGCAUAAAUCACGACAGAUUCAAACUAAAAGUGGUAUUGUUGAAGGAAAGCAAUUAAAUUGCAACAAAGGUCCAGUUGAUGUCUUCCUUGGUAUACCAUAUGCAAAACCACCGAUCGGAGAACGUCGAUUCAAAAAGCCUGAAAUGAUUUGCCCAUGGAGUGGUAUUUUAAAGUGUAAGCGAUAUCAAAGUCGAGCUCCUCAAAAAGAUUUUUUUUGGGAUCGAAUAGAUUUAGGUGUUGGAAAAAGUGAAGAUUGUCUGUAUUUGAAUAUUAUCGCACCGGGAUGGAAGCCACAACUUGAAUUUAAGGAUGGUUUUCCGGUGAUGUUUUACAUUCAUGGUGGUGGUUAUUUGAUCGAUUCGGCGGUAAAAUAUCAUUAUUCGAAAAUUGCGAGGCUUCUGGUAUGUAAGAAUAUAAUUGUUGUAACGAUCCAAUAUCGCCUUGGCUUUCUUGGUUUUUUCACCGUUGGUAAUGAUAUUUGCCCGGGGAAUUUUGGCAUUUGGGAUCAGCUUAUGGCUUUAAAAUGGGUAAAAGAGAAUAUCAAAUAUUUUGGUGGUGAUCCUGAUCGGAUUACUAUUGUUGGCCAAAGUGCUGGUGCUGCAUCUGCUGAUCUAUUAGCUUUGUCACCUCAUAGUCGAGAUCUCUUCAAACAAAUCGUAUUACUAGGCGGUAAUGCUGAAUGUCCUUGGGCAGUAUUAGAUGUUAGCAAAGUUAGCGACUAUUGUUAUCAACGAGCUAGAAAAUUGGGCUGGCAAGGUAAUGAUAAUGCAGAAAUGAUAAAAUUUCUCCGUAAACUGCCAGCCUCAAAAUUUGCUUGUAAAUUAAUUGGUAAUAAAGAAUUGUUUGCCACUGGUCGUUUACCAUUAACACCAAUCAUAGAUGGUGAUCUAUUACCCUGUUCUAUUAUGGAACUACGAAAGCAAUCACCUACAAAACCAUCACUUGUUGGUCUCACCGAAGAUGAAGGCCAAAUUUUUGCAGCAGUUGGUCGAAUGGCAUGCGAUAUGAAAGAUAUUAAAAUGGCAAUUGAGGUAUUGGCGAAUAGUACUGAAGGAAGUGGAAUUGAUACAGAAGAAGUGGUCCAUCAAAUUUAUUUAAAUCGUACCGAUAGCAAUAUUAAUAGUCGUCGGAAUAUUCAACGAGCCUUUAUUGAUAUGCUUGGCGAUUUAACCAGUAAUUAUGGGACAGUAUUAUAUGUGAAUAAAUUGCUUGAACGAGGUGAAACCGUUUAUAUGUAUUCGUUAGAAUAUUGUAAUCCGGCUUGCUACGGCUUAUUCAAUCUUUAUCUUCCAUACAAAACAGCAACGCAUGGAGUUGAUUUGAUUUAUCUCAUGGAUGCAAAUGUUUUCUUAUCACCAUUUUUCAAAACAACAAUCGAUAGGCAAAUUACGCGAUUCCUGACACAAUCUGUAGCUAAUUUUAUCAAAUAUCGCAAUCCAAAUAUCUGUGAUAAAAUGGAUCAAGCACUUCCAUGUGCAUGGAAACCCGCAACAUUAGAUAUUCCAGAACAACAUUUACGAAUUGCGCAUGUUAUCGAAAUGCGUGACGAAUUUAAAAAUGGACGAAUGAAGCUAUUAAAAGAUAUUUUUGGUAAUUUAAUCUUGAAAUGA
Cercopithifilaria johnstoni is the source of this 1635-nucleotide messenger RNA. The record is from the annotation of a GenBank genome assembly. NCBI's taxonomy places the organism in Eukaryota, Metazoa, Nematoda, Chromadorea, Rhabditida, Onchocercidae.